Messenger RNA from Mucor velutinosus, 2064 nucleotides. RefSeq lists its product as uncharacterized. The coding region runs from base 1 to 2064 and encodes 687 amino acids. The transcript is spliced from 5 exons. NCBI's taxonomy places the organism in Eukaryota, Fungi, Mucoromycota, Mucoromycetes, Mucorales, Mucoraceae. Gene Ontology annotation, biological process: fructose 6-phosphate metabolic process; protein N-linked glycosylation; UDP-N-acetylglucosamine metabolic process. The record is from RefSeq and is a predicted model, not a curated record. Gene Ontology annotation, molecular function: L-glutamine:D-fructose-6-phosphate transaminase (isomerizing) activity; carbohydrate derivative binding.
AUGUGUGGUAUCUUUGGUUAUUGUAACUUUCUCUGCGAAAAGUCUCGUCGUGAAGUCUGUGAUACUCUCUUGAACGGUCUUUCUCGUUUGGAAUACAGAGGCUACGACUCUGCUGGUUUCGCUGUUGAUGGUGAUAACGAAGAUAUCCUCAUCAUGAAGCAAGUCGGUAAGGUCGCUGCUUUGAGAAAGCUCGUUGACGAGCAGCAACUUGACUUUAGCAAGCCUUGCAUCAGUCAAUGCGGUAUGGCACACACCCGUUGGGCUACUCACGGUCAACCCUCUCAAAUCAACUCUCAUCCUCAACGCUCUGAUGAAAAGAACGAAUUUGCUCUUGUCCACAAUGGUAUCAUCACCAACUACAAGGAAAUCAAGCUUUUGCUCGAAAAGAAGGGUUACGUCUUUGAGAGUGAUACCGAUACUGAGUGUGUUGCCAAGUUGACAAAGUACGUCUACGACUCUCACAACAAGGACAUGAGCUUCACCGAGUUGGUCAAGGCUGUCGUCAAGGAGUUGGAGGGCUCGUACGCCUUCAUUUUCAAGUCUACUCACUUCCCCAACGAGAUUGUUGCCACCCGCCGUGGUUCUCCUCUCUUGAUUGGUGUCAAGACUGCCAAGAAGCUCAAGGUUGACUUUGUCGAUGUCGAGUUUGGUGGUAACAAUGCCGCCGGUACCGAUAGCAGCUUCGCUCCUGUUGAAGGUCAAGACAUGUCUCGUCCUGCCUUGAACCGCUCUCAAUCCAGAGCCUUCUUAAGUGAAGAUGGUAUGCCUCAACCCAUUGAAUAUUUCUUGGCUUCUGAUGCCUCUGCUAUCGUUGAGCACACCAAGCGUGUCUUGUAUUUGGAAGAUGAUGAUAUUGCUCAUAUCGCUGACGGUGAGCUCCACAUCCAUCGUGUCCGUCGCUCCAAGGAAGACAACACUCCCGCCACUCGUUCCAUCCAGACCUUGGAAAUUGAAUUGGCUGAAAUCAUGAAGGGCUCAUUCGACCACUUUAUGCAAAAGGAGAUCUACGAACAGCCCGAGUCUGUCGUCAACACCAUGCGUGGUCGUGUCAACUUUGAGAAUCACGAAGUUACCUUGGGUGGUCUCCGUGGCUUCACUCACAUCAUUCGUCGUGCUCGUCGUAUCAUCUUCAUUGCUUGCGGUACCUCUUAUCACUCUUGUCUGGCCACUCGCUCCAUCUUUGAGGAAUUGAACCAAAUCGGUACUCAAGCGGAACUCGCUUCUGAUUUCUUGGACAGAGCUUCUCCCAUCUUCCGUGAUGAUGUCUGUGUCUUUGUCUCUCAAUCUGGUGAAACCGCUGAUACCAUCUUGGCUAUGCGUUACUGUUUGGAACGUGGUGCUCUCUGUGUCGGUGUCACCAACACGGUCGGUUCCUCCAUCUCUCGUGAAACUCACUGUGGUGUCCACAUCAACGCUGGUCCUGAAAUUGGUGUUGCUUCUACCAAGGCCUAUACCUCUCAAUACAUUGCUUUGGUCAUGAUGGCUCUCCAACUCGCUGAAGACACUACCUCCACAAAGCAAAGACGCGAAGAAAUCAUUGACGGUCUCUACCGCUUGCCUGGUCACAUUAAGGAAGUAUUGGCUAUUGAUGGUAAGCUCCAACAGCUCGCUGUGGACCAAUUGGCUCAUGAAAAGAGUUUGUUGAUUUUGGGUCGUGGUUAUCAAAAUGCUACCUGUCUUGAGGGUGCUUUGAAGAUCAAGGAAAUCUCUUAUAUUCACAGUGAGGGUAUCUUGGCUGGUGAACUCAAGCACGGUCCUUUGGCUUUGAUUGACGAACACAUGCCUGUCAUCUUGCUCAUGACUCAAGACAGCCUCUACCCCAAGGUACAAUCUGCUCUCCAACAAGUUGCUGCUCGUAAGGGUACUCCCAUCAUCAUCUGUAACACUGGCGAUCAGAACUUGGUCAACUCUCACAAGACAAUCGAAGUCCCCAAGACCAGCGACUGUUUGCAAGGCUUGAUCAACAUUAUCCCUCUUCAAUUGCUCUCUUAUCAUCUUGCCAUUUUGAAGGGUGUUGAUGUCGAUUUCCCUAGAAAUCUCGCCAAGUCUGUCACCGUCGAGUAA